AUGCUUCAUCAACAUUUUGAACCGCAGAACUCAUCAAAGCUUUUAUAUUUUAUAUUUGUUGCUGCGGCAAUAUUAUGCCUCACCUUAUUGGCUUCAAUAAAAUCAAUUUACUCUUCUGUUUCUCCUGAUGGAAAGCAUCUUGUGGUACCACACGAAAAUAACCUAGGAUAUGCAAAUUCACAUUACUUUGAAGAGGUCAAACAUAUCACAGAAACUGAAGGAAAAUAUUAUUUUCAAGAGAUACAUGACAAGGAUUCAAAACCUUUGCAAACAAAACAAGAUGAAGAAUUUGAUAGUAGCAUUCGGGACAUCAAACACGCAAUCGAAAGGGAAGAACAAAAAGUUCACCUGCUAAAACACGAAAACAAUUACCUAGUAGAAGAAUUGAAUGCUCUUGAGCAGAUUAUCGAUGUAGUCGUGGAGAAAUUGGUGAGCUUCACUUCAAAUAAAAGCGUAGACGCUAGAAAUGACCUUAUUCAAAACCUACUUGCUAACACCAGUGAGGAGAUCCAAUUUGGCUCAAUAUAUGGAAAAGAAUGGAAAUCACACAAAAAACAGGUGAUGGAAUUCAUCUAUGAAGAUUCUCUGAACGAUACGUUAUUACCGGAACGUUCCGAGUACUUUACAAAUAUAUUCCAGUUGAUCUUAGCCAACAAGCCGAACAUCAGGCCUUUGUCACACUACAUGAACGGUAGAAUAUCGAAUGCAGUGUACGCAAACAGGCAAACGACCCCAUGCUUGACCGUCGACGAGUUGAGCAGCCAUCUCAUCCUGGAGGACAGUGACGUGCAGGCGUUACAGGACACCCACCACCGGUUUGUCCGCACGUUGUCCAGCAUAUACCCAAACGACAUCUACGAGCCGGGCACACGGGGAAUAGUGUAUGUCGGUGGCAAGGAGUCCUCGUGGUCAAUCAUGCUAUCCAUCAUGAACAUCCGGGACAGCGGGUGUAACCUUCCUGUCGAGGUGUUGAUACCUUCCUACCAUGAAUACAGCCUGGACAUGUGCAAGAACGUAUAUCCCCGCUACAACGCACGGUGCCUGUUCCUGCCGGGUUUGAUCAGCGGCAAGGUGAGACACCGCAACAAGAUACACAGGCACCAGUACAAGAGUGUGGCCUUGGCGCUGUCCAGUUUUGAGGAGGUGUUGCUGUUGGAUGCAGACAACUAUCUGCUGGACAACCCGGAGAAGCUGUUCUAUUCGAAGCCGUUCCAGGAGAACGGGAUGGUGACGUGGCCCGACCUGUGGAAACGGACCACACAUCCAAGGUUCUACACAAUCAUCGGGAAGGAAAUCACCACAGAUACCGAGAGACGGGUCUAUGGAUACACCGAAUACGGCCAGCGGUUUACCCAAGUGUGUGAGAAGGAGGAGGAUGUACCGCUACACCAGCUGGAGGGCACCAUGGCAGAUCCAAGCAGUGACUCGAGCCAGUUGCUGAUAUCGAAGCGGGAGCACAUUGGCACGAUCAUCUUGUCGAUGUACUACAACACAUAUGGACCCGAGUACUACUACCCGAUACUCUCGCAGGGCGCAUCGGGGCAGGGAGACAAGGAGACGUUUAUUGCGGCAGCACAUGCACUGGACAAGAAGUACUACACGGUGAAGAAGAUGCCGGAGUUUGUGGGUAGUCUGGUGCAGGAGAAGUGGAGAGCCAACGCAAUGGCCCAGUUUGAUGCAACGGAGGACUACGAGAUAGCAGAACGGUACCGGGACAGCACCGAGGAGGUGGCGGAGCAGCCAGCGGUGCUUCUUCUGCAUGUCAAGAGCAGGGAACUACAUCCGUGGAGAAAGUACCACGACGAACGGGUUCCUCACAAGGGGGACACGGGGAGAAGUCGUUUGUACGGAGACGAAUUCCCCAACGUUGCCAAGUACGACUUUGAGUUGGAGACAUGGCGAAACAUGGAGAAGUUGCUAUGCGAAGAUAAAAUAAGGUUCCAUGUGUUUGAACGAGAGGAAGUCUCCACGGAGGAAGCGUGUCGAGAGGUCCUUGAACAAAUCGCAUAUUUGGAAAUGACAACAAUGUAA
Messenger RNA from Pichia kudriavzevii, 2031 nucleotides. RefSeq lists its product as uncharacterized. NCBI's taxonomy places the organism in Eukaryota, Fungi, Ascomycota, Pichiomycetes, Pichiales, Pichiaceae. The transcript has a single exon. Gene Ontology annotation, molecular function: alpha-1,2-mannosyltransferase activity. Gene Ontology annotation, biological process: mannan biosynthetic process. Gene Ontology annotation, cellular component: Golgi apparatus. Bases 1 to 2031 code for a protein of 676 amino acids. The record is from RefSeq and is a predicted model, not a curated record.